Messenger RNA from Phycodurus eques (leafy seadragon), 2513 nucleotides. Its product is annotated as protocadherin alpha-8-like. NCBI's taxonomy places the organism in Eukaryota, Metazoa, Chordata, Actinopteri, Syngnathiformes, Syngnathidae. Gene Ontology annotation, molecular function: calcium ion binding. The record is from RefSeq and is a predicted model, not a curated record. Gene Ontology annotation, biological process: homophilic cell-cell adhesion. Gene Ontology annotation, cellular component: plasma membrane. The coding region runs from base 129 to 2513 and encodes 794 amino acids. The transcript has 2 exons.
GAUGUUUCUGUCCGAGCGUGUUGCUUUAUUUCUAACCACGGGAAAAGAGUAGAAAAUAUUCAGUGCGAUCCGGCGAUGGUGUUUUAAAUUGUGACUCGAACGGAGAUCAAGCAGGAAGACGGAUAAAUAUGGACUGGACGCGCCCUGUGCUUUUCCCCCUCCUGCUUUGUUACUGCGAGCUGAUUUCAGCCCAGCUGAAAUAUUCCACUCCAGAAGAGGUUAAGGUCGGUUCUAUUGUUGGGAACGUUGCGAAGGAUUUGGGCCUGGACGCGGGCACUUUGACGAGCAGGAGGUUUCGCAUCGUGUCCGGCGCACAGGACGCGCUGUUUGAGGUAAACCCGAACAAUGGGCUCCUGCUCGUGCACAAACACCUCGAUCGCGAGCACUUGUGCGACAGAAACGCCGUGUGUGUGCUGGAUCUCAAAAUUGUCGUGGAGAGCCCGCUGGAGAUCCACUACGUGUCCGUGGAAGUGACAGACGCCAACGACCACGCACCGAGUUUUGCGGAGAAGGGGAAGAUGAUCGAGAUAGCGGAGAGUACUUUAUCUGGUGCACGGUUUCAAUUGCCAGGCGCAAGGGACCCAGAUAUUGGAAUGAAUUCGAUCCAGCGUUAUAAAUUGAGUCAGAAUGAACAUUUUCAACUCGAAAUUCGGGAGAGGGGGGAAGAUAAAAUCCCCUUUCUUGUGUUGCAAAGGCAGCUCGACAGGGAAGAGAAAAUUAACCACAGUCUGAUUUUGUCUGCUAUCGAUGGAGGAACACCUUCAAAAUCUGCAAAAAUGAAUGUGACAAUACGGGUUUUAGAUAUAAAUGAUAAUCGACCCAUUUUCCCUAAAGAGGUUUAUUCAGUUGAAUUGCAAGAAAAUGUCGCAUUAGGCACCUCUGUAAUAAAAGUGCAAGCCACUGACCCGGAUGAGGGAGCUAACGGGGAGGUGGAGUACGCAUUUGGGGGCGACAUGAACGCGGACGUGAUGCGUCUUUUUAGUCUGGACAAAAAACUGGGAGAAAUUCGAGUUGAAGGGCAAAUUGAUUUCGAAACGAGUCCCGUUUUCAAGUUGGAUGUGCAGGCCUCGGACAAAGGUCAGCCUCCCAUGACGACAGACUGCAGAGUCGUCGUCAAGGUUCGAGACGUCAACGACAAUAAACCCGAGAUCGAAGUGACGUCCAUCGCCGGCGUGGUCCCGGAAGAUGCGAAGCACGGAACUGUGAUUGCUCUCGUCAGCGUCACCGAUGUGGAUUCGGGCCCCAACGGGAAAGUCAUCUGCGGUCUCGCGCCAAAUGUUCCGCUUGAAUUGAAGCCGUCUUUCAAGGAAAAUAUGUAUUCCUUAGUCACGAAAGACACGUUAGACAGAGAAACCACAUCGAGUUAUGACAUUUCGAUAACAGCUACUGACUGCGGUGAACCUCCUCUUUCCGCAUUUAAAACUCUAAACAUCCGAGUCACGGAUGUCAAUGAUAACGUCCCAGAAUUCCCACAAAAUCCCUUCGAGUUCUAUUUGACAGAAAACAACAAACCUGGCGCGGCAGUCUUUUCAGUCAACGCCUUUGACAAAGACACCGACGACAACGCCGCAGUGUCCUAUAGUAUUGUCCGGCAGGGCGGUCAUACUGACAUCGCAUCUUUCCUCAACAUUAACUCUGAGACUGGAGAAGUGACGGCGCUGAAGAGUUUUGACUUUGAGACGCUGAAAAGCUUCCAGUUCCAGGUGUCGGCCACCGACGGCGGAAGUCCUCCGCUGAGCGGCAACGUGACGGUGAAGGUGUUCAUUCUGGAUCGGAACGACAACGCUCCGGUCAUCCUGUAUCCGCUCGGCUCCAACGGUUCCGCCCGAGGCGCGGCGGAGAUUCCCCGCGACGCCAAAGCGGGAGACUCGGUGACGAAAGUCCGAGCCUACGACGCCGAUACGGGAUAUAACGGCUGGUUACUGUUUUCGCUGCGGCCGCUCGGCGAGCGCGCUCUCUUUUCUUUGGACCGCUAUACGGGCCAGAUCAGAACACUUCGCCCGUUCACGGAGACGGACGAGGCCGAGCAUCGACUGCUCGUACUGGUCAAAGACAACGGCGACGUUUCGCUCUCGGCGACGGCGACCGUGACCGUCAAACUGGCGGAGCCCAAAGAGGCUUUCGCGGCUUCCGACCACGCGGGAAGCGCGGCCGAAGAGGACGAGCGCGAGGACCGGGUGACUUUUUAUCUGGCGCUGACUUUGGGCUCGGUCUCGCUGCUUUUGGUCAUCAGCGUGGUGGUGCUGAUCGCCAUGCGCUGCUCCAAAUCCGCAGAGUCCACUUCCAAAUAUCUACGAGACGCUCAUUACGACGGCACGCUGUGUCACAGCAUCCAGUACAGAUCGGGAGACAAACGCUACAUGUUGGUCGGACCCAGAAUGAGUGUUGCUUCCGCCGGCGCCCCGGGCAGCCACGCCGGCACGCUGGUUCUGCCCGACGCCAGACGCGCGGCCGCAGGGGAGAAUUCCCUCAGGCCGGUGUUGCAGUUAAGCUCUGAGAUGCUUUGGUGCUGA